Molecule: messenger RNA, 1452 nt
Organism: Tetrahymena thermophila SB210
Lineage: Eukaryota; Ciliophora; Oligohymenophorea; Hymenostomatida; Tetrahymenidae
Exons: 1
Source: RefSeq, a predicted model, not a curated record
AUGAGAGGUAUAUUAUAUUCUUCGUCAUGCUAAUCAUCAUCCAACGAAGAUAGAUACUUUAAAAGUGAUUCUUAACAGUCAAUUUAGGAUAUAGCCUAGGAAGGGUAUUUUAAAAGACCGAACCUAUCUGAGUCUUCCAGUGAAUCUAAUUUACAUGAUUUAGAAAUUCGAAAAUGUUAUAAUUCAUAAAUAAAUGAAAAACUUUGGAAUCCUACCAAACGAAUACAGAAAAAGCAAAAUAAAGAUGCCUAAAAUAAACAAAAUUAAUAUUAGAUUAAAAAAAUUUAGAACUAGCUAAUGGUAGCAAAAAAUCAUGCAAAUUUGCUCUUUAAUUCGGGUUUACCAAAUACUAUAAAAGAGUUAUUUAUUACUAAUGAUGUUUAUAUAGAAUUUGACAAAAAUAUUCCUAAUGAUAUCGGAUUUGAGAGAUACCGCGCUCUUUAAAAUGAAUUACGUCCUAUUUCAAAAAUAAAAUAUUUGAAAGAUAGCAGUUUUCUUGUUUUAGAAUUUGAUGAGUAGAAAAGAGGAACUUAAAAUUUUGAUCAUAUAGUAGAAUAUUUAAAGUCUAUGCAGGACUAGAAUUUAUAUUUUUUGGCUUAAUGCCUAUCUACAUAUGGACAAAUAAUGUCAUUUUCUAAAUAAUUAGAAAAUAAUAUUCCUGUUCACGAGCUGAAGUUGAUGUAAAUGAGAAACAAGACACAGUUUUAGCAGUAUUUAGAUAAUGACUUACCUUAAAUUCUAAAUAAACUAGAUAAAUCUAAAUUUUAUGUUUAUUAUGUUUAUGACAUGACUGAAGGAUUUCACAACUAAAUCAGAAAAUAGUAUGGAAUGAAUGAAAAAUUUAUUUAACUCUUUGGAUCUAGUGUAGAAGAAAUUACAAACUUAUAAAUGAGAUAAGGAUGGUUCAAUUUCACCUAGUUUAAUGAUAGAAAUAGACAGGGCAUUGAAUACUUCUUAAACACAAAAGCUGUCUAUGAGAGCUCAUUUAAUUUUAAUGCAGUUGAUAUUGGCUUUGAGUAUGAAAUGGUAACCAUUGAAAAUAUUAAAGUAUUAGUUAAUUGUUCGCCAACAUAUAAUUUUUGCUUCAGCAAAACAGAUUUUAACCCGAUUUUUCAUAAUCAACCUCUGCUUAUCGGGUUUACUUAUCUAUUAGAAAUUAAUCUACAACCUAAUUCUAAAAAAAUGAUCAGGGAUAUUAGAAUGAAAUCUCAAACAAAAUAAUUUGAUCCAAAAUAAAACUAAUAAAAGUUUUCAUAUGAAAAGUAUGAUUAGAUAGAAAAAAAUAUUUACUCAAAAGAUUUGUCAGAUGAAAGAAAUUCAUAUUAUCAUUCAAACGUAGAAAAAUUUAAAAAAGUCUUUAUUGAUGGGAUUGAGAAAGAAGCUGAUAAAGCUAAAAACCAAGAAACAGAACGUGAUAAAAUUUGUUAAUUUGUUGUUAUUUAAAAAAAGUGA